Molecule: messenger RNA, 922 nt
Organism: Oryza sativa Japonica Group (Japanese rice)
Lineage: Eukaryota; Viridiplantae; Streptophyta; Magnoliopsida; Poales; Poaceae
Product: outer envelope pore protein 16-2, chloroplastic
Cellular component (GO): chloroplast outer membrane
Molecular function (GO): amino acid transmembrane transporter activity
Source: RefSeq, a predicted model, not a curated record
CGCUUGCUGAUGAUCUGUUCCACGGUGACCACGACUCGCUCAGUUUAUGUAUACGCACGCGGCUCGCUUGCUGUAGUGUAAGCAGUGGCAUUGCAAAUCUGUCACCGAAGCUGUCAAUAGCUAGAGAGAGAUAGAGAGAGAGAGAGAGAGCAGGGUGCGGCGCCGGAGCGGAGGAAGAUGAGCGGGAGCAGCAACAGCAGCCUGGAGACGCGCACGUUCCUGGACGAGGUGCGCGGCCUGGAGAAGAACUGGAUGGUCGACCUCGGCCACCCGCUCCUCAACCGCGUCGCCGAGAGCUUCGUCAAGGCCGCCGGCAUCGGCGCAGUCCAGGCGGUCGCGCGGGAGUCUUACUUCAUGGCCAUGGAAGGGGAGGGUGGGGGCACGGGAGCCGUGUCCGACUCCACCGGCGCCAGGAAGCGAUCGUUCCCGGAUCUCAACGGAGGGAACAGCAGCAAGUCAGCUGAGGCUAUGGUGAAAAGCGUGAGCAAAGAGUCUCUCCAGUGGGGGCUCGCGGCCGGGUUGCACUCGGGGCUGACCUACGGCCUGACGGAGGCGCGCGGGACGCACGACUGGAAGAACAGCGUGGUGGCGGGCGCCCUCACCGGCGCGGCCGUCGCGCUCACCUCGGACCGCGCGUCGCACGAGCGGGUGGUGCAGUGCGCCAUCGCCGGCGCCGCGCUGUCCACGGCCGCCAACGUGCUCUCCGGCAUAUUGUGAGCCGCUCAGCCGGCAAAUUAGCUGUCCGGAGUUUUAACUACCUGCAUCUUAACUUCUCAAGUCUGCCAUUGUUAUGCUAGCUGUUGGAGCUUGGAAGUCUUCAGUGUAGCACUCGUUGUAAUUGGCAUCUUGUAUGCUUGAUUUCCUGUGCUAUCACGGGGUACAAAUAAAUCGAAAAAUCAUGUCGAACCUGUUCUAAUGAGUA